Messenger RNA from Onthophagus taurus, 2909 nucleotides. Its product is annotated as oxysterol-binding protein-related protein 9. Gene Ontology annotation, cellular component: Golgi apparatus; cytosol; membrane. Gene Ontology annotation, molecular function: sterol binding. The record is from RefSeq and is a predicted model, not a curated record. Lineage: Eukaryota; Metazoa; Arthropoda; Insecta; Coleoptera; Scarabaeidae.
AGCGGCGAUUUCACGUCAGUUUUAAACGAUUCGAAAACUAAACAUGGCCGUAAUGGAAGGAUCCCUAAGUAAAUGGACGAAUGUGAUGAAGGGAUGGCAAUACAGGUGGUUCGUUUUGGACGAGAAUUCCGGAUUAUUAUCUUAUUACACGUCAAAAGAAAAGAUGACACGUGGUGUACGUAGAGGUUGCGUACGUUUAAAAGGUGCUGUAAUUGGUAUAGACGAUGAGGAUGACAGCACAUUCACCAUCACAGUAGAUCAUAAGACGUUCCAUUUCCAAGCUAGGGACGCGGAAGAACGAGAAAAGUGGGUUAGAGCCCUGGAGGAUACAAUUUUUAGGCAUGGAAGUAGGAUGCGAUGGGAAUCGUCCAGACCUCCUCCCACAAUGAAAGAUUUCGAUUAUAAAGUAUCCGAAGCGGACGCUUAUUUACAAUUAAUGAUUGAACAAACAAAGAAUUUAGAGGAGAAAAUUGAUCACAUUGAAGAUCCUCAAGAAAAAACUAAGUGUCAGUUGAUUUUAGAUCACGCAAACGCAAUGUUAAAUGAUAUUAAACAUUCCAUAGUUUUGCUUCAAAUAGCUAAGAAUACAGCACAUCCAAUUAAUGGAAUUUACCAACAACACUUAAGCAUAUCAACUCAUAGUAACGCAGCUGGUGUUCCACCAGGUUUAGGAGAUACAACAGUCCAACAGGGUGUAGAAUUAGGAUCAGAAUGUACAGAAAAUGCAAGAAGGCGAUCAACGAUUCCAACUUCUCCGUCUUUAGUAGUUCCCGUUAUGUCUUAUUCAAGUUCAGAGGAGGAAGACGAUUUUUUCGACGCCAACGAUUCACCAUUCGCUGCAUCGAAUCAAAUUCCAAGCCCCACAGGUCAACGAACGUUUUCAAUCGACGAACAAUUAGUUUCUGUAAAAACAACGACGGGAAAUCAAGGUUCUGGUCCAAAAAGUGAACAAAGUUUAUCAUCAGAUCCAAACGUAAUUACAGAUAAUGGUUGCCUUGAUUAUGAUGCUUUAUAUGAAGACGAUAUGGAGACGGAUGUUCACUUGGAGAGCCAAGGAUCUGUUAUAAAACAUCUUUUGAGUCAAGUAAAAAUUGGUAUGGAUUUAACCAAAGUUGUUUUGCCCACAUUUAUAUUGGAAAGGAGGUCUUUAUUGGAAAUGUAUGCAGAUUAUUUUGCACAUCCAGAUUUAUUUGUUAGAAUUGCAGAUUUAAAAGAACCAAAAGAGAGGAUGGUUCAAGUUGUAAGAUGGUAUUUAUCUUCUUAUCACGCGGGUAGGAAGAGUGCUGUUGCUAAAAAACCUUACAAUCCUAUUUUGGGUGAGGUUUUUUAUUGUUUAUGGGAUUUACCUGAGAGCGAACAUUCAUCUGAUGACUCAACACCAGAUGGACCAAUUCCAUGGUGUAAAAGGAAUCAAUUAUCUUUUGUAGCUGAACAAGUUUCACAUCAUCCACCAAUUUCUGCAUUUUACGCUGAACAUUACAAUAAAAAAAUUUCCUUCGACGCACACAUUUAUACAAAAUCGAAAUUUCUUGGAUUAUCAAUAUGCGUUUAUAACAUCGGAUGUGGAAUCGUUUCCGUUUUGGAUUAUGACGAAGAGUACAUCGUAACCUUUCCCAACGGUUAUGGAAGAUCGAUUUUAACAGUUCCAUGGAUAGAAUUAGGCGGAACAGUAAAUAUUUCCUGCAAAAAAACCGGCUAUCACGCCGAUAUUGAGUUUAUAACGAAACCUUUUUAUGGUAACAAAAAACACAGAGUCAAUGCUGAGGUUUAUGGGCCUGAGGAGAAAAAGCCGUUUUUAAAUGUUAAUGGCGAAUGGAAUGGUGUUAUGGAGGCGAAAUGGAGCGAUGGGGAAUGCGAAGAAUUUAUUAAUGUUAAUAAAUUAAGCAUUGUAAAAAAAAAAGUUCGACCAAUUAAUCAACAAUUGGAAAAUGAAUCGCGAAGAUUGUGGAAGGAGGUUACUAAAGGUUUAAGGGUUAAUGACAUCGAUCAUGCCACUAAUGCCAAAGGUGCACUUGAACAAAAACAACGAGAUGAAGCCAAAUAUAGAAAAGAAAAUAAUAUUACGUGGGAAACAAAGUUAUUUAAUAAAUCUCAGGAAGAUGUAUGGACAUAUAUAAAUCCCUUAAAACAGCGAUUGUGUGAAUUAAGUACAUGAAUAAAUUCACACUAAGGGGUGGUUUGUUGGAAUCUUGGUGACUAAAAAAAACAAAAACGAAAAAAUAAAUAAUAUUGGUGCUUUUUCUAUAAAGUUACCACUAUUUCUGUCUUUACGAGAUGAUUCUAUUUUCAGAAUUAUUAUAGUGAACUGUGAUAUCGAUCGAAAAAAAAAAAAAAAUAAUGAAAGUGUAUGUAAGAAAUUAUUAUUAACAAUUGUGAUUAUAAAAAUCCACAUUUGAUUCGCUGCAGGACGGCCCCUUUCCACCAUAAACAAAUCUAAAAAGUAAACUUUAACGGUGCGCGGAUAAGUCAAUUUAGUUUUUUUACGUUUACUUUUUGUUCUGUCUGUAAUAUUUAUUCUAUUUCUUACUGUAACUUGUUAAUAUUAUAUACGCAGUCAACAAGGUACUCUUUAUUAUAUUAUCUUCUUGGAAAAAAGCGUAACUUUUUAAAAAAAGAAUUAAUUAAAGAAUGAAUAAAUGAAUUAAUUAAUAGAAACCCGGUCCAAUAGAUGUAGAAGUGUCGGUAUUGUUGUUCUCUUUCUUAUUUAAAAAAAAAUACAUUUUAAAUGUGAAUAUAUUCUAUAUUUUUUUAAUUAAUUAAAUAAUUAGAAGUGAAACUCUGUAGAAACGCACUAAUUAUAUUCGUUUCUUUCGAGUUUAAUUGAGAAGUACAAUCAAGGAGUUUGUUAAUAAUACUUCCGUUAUUAUUGAUAUGUAAAUAAUUGAAUAAAAUUGAUAUUCUACAUAUCA